AAUUUUUCUCCAGACACUGUGAGUUUGCAGAUGUUCGAUGCUAGGAAUAAAACGCCAGUGUAACACAUUACUGCUGGGUAGACAGCUUGGCUAAAUCACCACACUUCCUAGUGGAGACAGUUGCAAGGCAGAAGCAGAGGAGAAAGAAGGGACUCAGCUAGAGCAAGAGUACAUUAAAGAUUCGAUCUACCUAAAAACUUCCAUCUUUAAGGAAUAUGAAGCAUUUUGGAGUAUUUGCAGUUCUGUGGUUAUGGAUAGUAGAGGCUUUAGAAAAUUGCCCAGAUGCUUGCAAAUGUAUCCAGAAAAAGAAUGUGGAGGCAACGGAAGUUAACUGUUAUAAGCAGCGACUUCAACAUUUUCCAUUAAAAUUCCCACUGGACUCGUGGAUCUUAAAAAUGGGGGAAAACAUAAUCCAGGAACUUCCAGCAAACAUCCUAAGAUCUCUCCCCAAACUUGAGAGUGUAAAUCUGGAGCGCAAUUCAAUUAAAUCUAUACACCCCCAGGCUUUUUCUGGUGCCAGCAGACUGAUGCUCCUGAACCUGAAUGGAAACCAGUUAACCAGUCUCCCCACAAAGGGUUUCGAAGACCUUCUCAACCUGCGUUUUCUCAUGUUGGGCCAAAAUCAGAUUGCCAGUGUCAAAUCUGACAUGUUCAUUGGCAUGAGAAAUCUCUCAGAUCUAGACCUGCCCAUGAACUCUCUUACCACACUUCCACCUAAUGCCUUCAAACCUCUCAUUGCUCUCAAAGUGCUGGAUCUUGCCUUAAACCGUAUCCAAAAAAUCUCUCCAAAAGCUUUCUUUGGGCUUGAAGAGUUGCUCUUUCUCAAUCUGGAUAACAAUAGGCUGAAGAACAUCCAAGCUGGGAUUUUCAAGACUGUAAACAACCUGGAGAUGUUGGUGCUGGAUAAUAAUCUUCUUUCCACAUUAAGUUCAUCCAUGUUGGAGGGACUGUCAAACCUGCAGGAGCUCUAUGUGAGGAAAAACAGAAUUACGAGCCUGCCAGCCGAUGUUUUUCGCCAUACCCCCAAACUUACCCGCGUGGCCCUAAGCGGGAAUCAACUUCAAACGAUUGAUGGGAACAUGUUGGCCAUGUUAGGACAUACAGGGUAAGCGUUUCACUGAUUC
This is a messenger RNA of Pangasianodon hypophthalmus (striped catfish), 1124 nucleotides long. RefSeq names its product leucine-rich repeat-containing protein 15. The transcript has 3 exons. Lineage: Eukaryota; Metazoa; Chordata; Actinopteri; Siluriformes; Pangasiidae. Gene Ontology annotation, molecular function: protein binding. The coding region runs from base 216 to 1109 and encodes 297 amino acids. The record is from RefSeq and is a predicted model, not a curated record. Gene Ontology annotation, cellular component: plasma membrane.